Molecule: messenger RNA, 2051 nt
Organism: Amoebophrya sp. A120
Lineage: Eukaryota; Dinophyceae; Syndiniales; Amoebophryaceae
Source: the annotation of a GenBank genome assembly
CUAAUUUCGAAAACGUUCUGUAGAAGUGGAGCCCAUUUGUAGAUAGAUGUGAGGUCAUCUCGUAAGUUUUUUGAUAUAUAAAGCGGGAAAAUUUACACAAGAAAAACGACGUUGUAGAAAAAAGAUAGCGUUUGCUCUUCCUGUUUGGCGCGAUUCUGCUGGGCGGUUUUUUUCUCCACUAGCCGCACCACCGAGGCAAAGAAGCACCAUAAGAGGUGCAGAAAACUACACCUACAGAAGUAAGAGCCCACCCCUCGUCGUCCAGGGCGUCGGCGUCCCACUAGUUGUAGUCGUUGUCUGAGGUGGGCGGCCGCGCGGCCUGUUAAAAAUCGUAAAAACCAGCCAGCAUUACGACAAGUAGCAUCCGCCGUCGGCUGCGACAAGGACAGUCUGAAGGUGUGGCUGGCGGACGACGAAUCCCUACAAAAAAGGUUGUACUAGUACUUCAGCCUGUUACAACAACUUCAUCCGCCAGGCCUCUAUCACCACUACCCUUAAUUAAGUACAUGGAUCACCACAGGGACGUACGACUGGAGCGCGCAUCUUAAUAACGGCCCAUAUUAUUUUCACCUAGAGGAGUUUGCUGUCUUCUUCUUCAUCGACGUGGGUUUCAUCUUUCUCCAGUAUCUUCACCAUUUCGGUCGUGCCGUAACACUAACAUCUUCGGUGGUAGCGGUUAUUUACCUAUUAAGUUAACAAGACGCAUCUACUUCUUCAAAACGGACGAGAAGGAUCUUCGCAGAAGCUAGAAAUAACCGUUGACGACAAGAAAAAAAGUUUCCGGAAAAAGUCACGAAGAGGAGUGCGUUUAUUGCUACCGCGUAGUUCUACAAGCGCACGCGCAGCACAACGACUUGGUGGAAAAUAAAGGUCGCUGGGUAGACGUAGAGACAGAAAAGAACAAACGAAACCAACACCGGCAACGACAAAAUGCCAAUCGAGCCAAUAGGAUGCCACUACGCCGACAAGGCGCCGGUAGGAGGGAGUUUUUACGGAAACUAUUUCCAGAGAAAUCAAGCAUAUGAAGGUACGACAGUUUCUUGGACGAUAAUUUUAUCAUCAUUUCGGUUCUUGAAAAUCAAAAUGGAAUUCAGCAUUUAAGUACACACAACAUAUUACAAUCAGCUACUAAGAAAUCUAGGUUCCUAUCAUGAAGACAAACAUGUCGUCUACAUCUACUCGCAUUUUUACUUUUCUGUCGCUCUAGCUCAACAUCAACUAGGAUGUGGGGACGACAAAUCGACAUUAAGAUUCGUGUAUCGAUAAGAUUGCACGGAAUUAUGUCAUCACAGGUUUCGUGUAUUCCGUCCGAGAGAGGGAGAUCAUGCCCAAGGACUACAAUGCUCCCGACCAUAUCCGAACGAACCACUACCAGAGGGAAGUGGGUAGAAGGGAGAAAAUAACCCACGAGCGGUUCAACGCGCUCGGCACAAGCCACCACAGCGAGAAGCUGAAGGAAGAGCCCACGUUGACGCCCAAGCAGUAUCCACUGCAAUAAAAGUAUAAUGUUCGGCGCUCGUAGUACUAGUAGGUGUAGGAGUAGCUGCAGUCUGGGAUGAUCUUCAUGACAGAGCAGCUUAUAAUCUCUCUGCUUGUUUCCUCGGCAUUACGUACAUUUUUCAUUUUUUGUGGCAAGAUCUACAGCUCGCGCGACUAUACUUUUGCAAUGCAUAAACGGCAGGAAGAGUUCGCGAAGACGAUGAAAGAGCCGCUUUACAAAUUCGACUGGUAUCCAGGAAAAGAACUGCGUUAGUGUAGCUCCUCUGGGGAUAAACAGACAGCAUGUGAAUAUACAGCAAAAAACUUGUCAUGCGCAAUUCGUAGUACAUGAAAGAUCGUGUGAGACUAGCGCUUGCUGCAUGUGCAUGUCCAGCUCCUGCAUGACAAGUGGUAUAUUCGUGUUUUGCGUGUUUCAGUCAGCAUUAUCUGCAACACAAAGUCAGACUUUUAUUCACACAGUUCUCUCCUUGCAUAGCUGGACAGACAACUUCAAAGACCCACAUUUCAUCGUCCUACCCACUGUGAAUGUGUCUGGGUCUGAAAUCUUGUGA